Linepithema humile (Argentine ant) is the source of this 2814-nucleotide messenger RNA. RefSeq names its product cilia- and flagella-associated protein 206. NCBI's taxonomy places the organism in Eukaryota, Metazoa, Arthropoda, Insecta, Hymenoptera, Formicidae. Gene Ontology annotation, cellular component: ciliary basal body; axoneme. Gene Ontology annotation, biological process: regulation of cilium beat frequency. The record is from RefSeq and is a predicted model, not a curated record.
UAUGUCAAUAAUUAUUGUAUAAAGCCAUCUAUUUAUUUCUUUUCUCAUAUCUGUAAUAUAAUAGUAUUCAAAGGAAUGUUCAAACAUUAGCAACGAUAGGUGUUUUCAACGCAAGUAUCGAUCAAACUUUAUGGGUGGAUGCUUCCGUUUGUAUCUACAAACUGUAGCAGGUGAAAAUUUCAAAGCAGCUGCCGGAACCUCGUUGACGCCCUUAUUUAUCUCUUACAAUGGAAAGUCUGCGAAAGGAAUUGACAAAAAGAAUUGUAAAUCAAUGUAAAGUGAAAGAAACACCAGUAACUAAGGAUUUGGCUUCGUUCUUGCUUUCUCUGUAUCAAUUGAAUCCAACAUAUCAAAUAAUGGAAAACGAUGAAGAAAAUAAUGCGAGGAUAAUCCAAGUUAUAACGGAGACAUUAUGUGAUCAAAGCAAGUCCAGUUUGGUAACAUUGAAAAAUCAGCUAUAUUUCGUCAAGCAUUAUCAUGAAAGAGAUGAAACUGUCAAAAGACAUCGAUUACGACUGCAUCAGAAAACUGGACCCCUAAUUGCAGAAAUUUGUGAAACUAACAAGUUAGAAAGUGAAAAGGAUACCGAAAAGCUGUAUCAAAAAGUAUUGGCAGUCAUAACAUUGCUCAGUGGUCUGGGAAGUCCAACAGAUUCUUCGAUUUUAAGAGAAGUCUCGGUGGCGUUGCAAAGCAUCUUCCAAGCUUCCGAGUUGGCUCACUAUGUAACUUUGCCGAAACGGGAGAAAGAGGAACAAUUAAUGGAAUUAAUGUGCAUAGUUGCUGGCAUUCGUCUAUUUAACAGAGACUGUCAACGCGGUGGCGAAGGAAUUGACGAUCUACCGAGCAUUCUGCAAGAAGCUCUAACAAAGACCCGCAACUCCAUUCUCGAGCUAUUAGAACCAUUAAUGACUAAGGUGUACAAGUUUACGGCUGUCGUGGAAAACGCGAUUACACGCGUAUCGACUGACAUUUCAGAUGCCGUGUGUUGCAGUACGAAAGAAGCAGCAUCGAUAUCCGAUAUGGAAGAAAAGGUCAAAUGGGCCAUCGAAAUGUUAACGGCUAGUCGUCAGCAAGAGAUUUAUAUCAGAAAACUACUGAAUGACGUGGAGCGUAGCGAAAAUGUGGUAAAAAAUUUGAUGGAACGUCUUCAAGCACGACUCUUUAAACUGCAUGACACUGUUCGAUACAGAACGGCUAUCCCCACCACUCAAGUCUAUCCACAAUUUAUCGAUUUAGCGGAUAUAUGGAUGAGUUUGCAAGAUGAGGUGAUCAUUUUGAGCAGCAUUAAUAAUUUUCUGUGGGAAUUACAAAGUUUGAGUAAUAAGUCUGUGAAUGUCUACGAUGUAACAAAGUUGGAUGACAUAGCUGAGGACGUGGAUGUUCUUACUGAUGCUGAAAGAUUGGAACGUUCCAUGGGCAAUUUAAUAACAGAGUGUGGUGAGUGCUUGAUAUACUAUCCGAACGUCACUAAGGACUUUGAAAAAAUUAAUUUGGAGUUUUUAGGAUUCUGUGCAUGGACAUUCGCUACAGGCAAAGGUGCUCUAAUACCGGCAAAUCCAAAUAACGGUGUAGCAAAAUGGAGAGGGAAAUAUUAUGCCUUUAAAUCGCCCGACGCAGCUGUCAAGUUUGGAGAAAAUCCCGACAGAUAUGUUUAUGAAGUGCUCGAUUUUGUACGUAAUCAUCCGGAGUACAUCCAUCUAUUCCAACUGCACGAGGAAAUCGAAGCUAUGCAAAGCCAAGAAGAGUUGACAGAAAAAGGAUUACAGUUGAAAGUUCGUCAUAAUCAGAAAGUUCAAACGGAUGUUCAUAUACUUCCACCUUAUAUCGAUAAAAAUUAUACUUCCAGCAUUUGGGAGUUAAAGCGAAAAGCAUUACGUCUGGCAACUAUAAGUCGGUGCGUUACGCGUAGUACGCAGACAUUCAACUCGCACUUUCGAUAUGGUGUUUACGUGCAAGCGGCUCCGUCUCAGGAUAAGGAAGUUCAAACCAGAAGAGAUAACUAUACAAACACAAAGAAUCUCAAGACAUUUAUAUUCGGAUUGCGAGGCAGGCGGGAUGAUAAUCAGCAUGUUAUAUCGUUCUUAGAAGACGGACUCGAACAUUUAUAAAAUUUAAAUCAAUUUCUUACGACACCUUAUAUAUGUAAUCUUGUAUACAAGCAAAUAAAUGCUUCAAUAUUAACAAUGUGAGUUAUUUAAAUAAAAUGAUGAAAUAUUUUAACCAAAUUACAUAUUUAAAACAUUAAUCAGUCACUUAUAGCUAUAUUUAUUUAGAUCAUUAGGGAAUACGUAUUGGACCAUGUUUAAAGGAGUGCUAGGAAAUAAACGAUGUAAAUUACGCGCGAUUAAAAAAAAUGAAAGCAAUACUUUUUAAUGAUACUUCCAAAUACAUUUCACGGAACAUUACAGUUUAAAUCAUGUUUUUCUUUAGUUAGAAAAGAAAUUGGCAUUAUAAUUUAUCAAUCCAUACACAUUUUCCUCGCAUAUGUUUCCUUUAUUGAAAACUGCAGUUUUCAUUCGUGUGGCUUUCCUCGUGACUUAGGCCAGCAUUUCUUUAAUUUAUAUUCAAAAUACAUAAAUUUUACAUAUACCGAAGCUCGGAUAGACAUAUGCGGUUAAGAUUCCGCAUUUCGCUCCAAGAGCCUAUUAUUUUCCUACAUUUCAUUGCAGUGGUCGCUGCUUACUGCGUUGUGACUUUAAUAUGCUUAUAUCGUACCUUUCAAUGGAUACAUCGUUUUAUCAUUAGAUCUUAAACGUUAGAUUCAAUUUUUACACCAAGAAACCUAUAUUACGACAAUAAUUAGUAAUUACACGA